This is a messenger RNA of Anthostomella pinea, 576 nucleotides long. Lineage: Eukaryota; Fungi; Ascomycota; Sordariomycetes; Xylariales; Xylariaceae. The record is from the annotation of a GenBank genome assembly.
AUGCCCUUCAAUUAUGUGCAAGGAGAGUCCGAGAGUCUCCACGAGAAGGCCGUCCAGAAAGCUGGCUACCCCUGGGUGCGCAUCAACGAUGUCCUCCCCACGCGCAAGGGCCCAUUCGACCGAAACCAAGGCAUCGAUCGUCUACUAGCACACUCACACCACGGACCCAACACCCACCUUAUCGUCAAGGGCGAUAUAGAAUUCAACUCGCAUGACGACCCCGCCAAUAACAUCGUAAUGGGCGUCAAAAAGGGGCAAAAGGAGAUCGCCUUCAAGCCGCCCGGCCUCGUCUACUCGGCCGUCUCCAAGAGCGGCGGCAGCUUCGUCGAAGGCCACCAGUGUCUCAGUCCGCGCAGCGCUGAGCGCUACAUAGACCGCGGCACGCUUGAUGUCGCCUUUGAUGUCAAUUCUGAGAAUGACGGUGGCCAGGACUUGCCCUCUGUCGAGGUGGUGAAAGACCGGCUUGUGAAGGCGCAGUUUAAGCCGGAUACGUACCCCAUCAUGCAUUUCAACAGGUGCCCUGCAGCUACCAGAGGACAACAGGACGCGCAGAAGCAGAUCGCCCGAUGGUUCUAG